CUGACGAGCUGGCCGGAAGCUAAACUGCCCUCAUCACCCACACCAGAGGAAUACACUCUCUGACAGGUCCAGCUCACCUCCAGCUCGUCCCAGACCAUGAAUAUUGUGGGCCAGUUAGCAGAGACGGUGUUUGUGACUGUGAAGGAGCUGUACCGUGGCCUUAACCCUGCCACGCUCACCGGAGGGAUCGAUGUCAUCGUGGUCCGGCAGCCCGAUGGAUCGUUCCAGUGUUCCCCCUUCCACGUCCGCUUUGGCAAGCUCGGAGUUCUGCGCUCGAAGGAGAAAAUUGUGGACAUUGAGAUAAAUGGAGAAUGUGUUGACCUGCACAUGAAGCUGGGAGACAAUGGAGAAGCUUUUUUUGUGGAACAAAAUGGAAAUAUGGAGGCCCAGGUCCCAGCGCAUCUCUGCACCUCUCCAAUUCCCACUGAGGUCCCUGAGGAGCCAGAGGAGGGAUCCUCCUCUGCCGGGUCUGGUGCUCGUAGGAAGAAACGCCGCCGCAAACGCAUGCGCUCGGAUACUCCUCUGAGAGAAGAGAACUCGUCAUCAGAUGAGAGAGAACGAGAGAAGGAGUGGGAGAGAGAAAGUGAUCAGGGUGGACAGGAGAGUCCUGGUCAAGAGGAUCUCGUCUCACCGUUACAACUCAGUAAAUCAGUGUACUACUCGCUGUCUGAAGAGCUAAGUGAAGAGUUGAGUCCCACGAAGACCAGAGACACUCGCUCGCACUCGGACGGAGAACAGUCACCCUUGGAAAGCAGCAGCGUGUUUUACAGUCGGCCGUCUUCUCCUAAGAGCGACUCAGAGCUUUUGGUUAAACCCGAAGAUUCCCCUGGACUUCAGAUGCAGUGGAACUGGGGAGGGUUUCCCAUGCUGUGUGAGACAGAGAGGACACCAGUGGACUUACAGCCCAUCUCCCAUUCUGGGAGUUCUCAUUUCUGCACAAUUGAGAGACAGGACUCCUUUGAUAUGGGCUUGGAGCCUGUGAUCAGCUGUGGAAGAGUGGGCAGCGUAACAGUGGUCAGACCACAACCCAGGACUCAGUCCCUCGACCUCAGCCACGCCAUGCACAGCACUCCUUUAUACAUUGAGACAAACUCUCUCAGUGAACUCUCCACCUCUAAGUCUUCAUCAUCAGGGAAGACGGAUGUGGACUCAAGACAAACACUUGAAACCACAUCAGGAGAAGAAGGGAACAGAGACUCAUCUCUUUAUUCUGCUAGUCUGAAUAAUGGUACUGACUCCCUUGAUAGCAAAGAAAGCACAGUUGCUAUUGAGCACGUUAGCACUUUGACUGAAACAGUUGGUACAGUUAUGGCGGCCGGUGUGAUCACCGUAGAAACAAGUGCAAGUAGUACAGUGUUGUCACAUCUACAACAGCAGGGAGCUUCCUCUGAACAAAGUGAACGGGGUUCAACCUGUAGUGCCCCUGUCAGUGAGGGGGACAGUGGGAUUGAUCCCUGUGCCGAUGGAGGGGAAGAGGUCAACGGAGCGGGAGUGUUGCAGGCAUCAAACGGAGACACUCUGUCCAACAGCACUGCACCAAAAGAUGAAGCUGGAGACGUGAGGGACGACUCGACGGCUGCAGAGGGGUCAGCAAACUCAUCUGAGGUGUCUUCCAAAGUGGAGCAAGAGGGCAAAAAGAAAGGCAAACGGAAUCCCCAUCUAGAACCAACAGAUAUUUACUUGGAUGAUUUGACCUCACUGGACCCAGAUGUGGCUGCACUCUAUUUCCCAAAGAGUGAAGCAGAGGGAGCAUCUCUGCAAGGGGCGGAGCAGGGCUCACUCUCAGGGAGUCAAUCCCCUCACUCAGUGGGCAGCGGGGCCGUAGACAGCGGCACAGAGUACCUGUCAGACUCCACCUCCUACAACAUGGACAUCAGCAUGUCCCUCUGCGGACGAGAGGGCGGCACCAGCCAGAUCACCAAAGAAAAGUUUAUGGAGCACAUUGUGACCUACCAGGAUUUUGCUAAAAAUCCAGGGAUCAUUGAGGAUCCAAGUCUUGUCAUCUGCAUCAACUCCAACUAUUAUAACUGGGCAGUCGCUGCCCCAAUGGUCUUAUCAAUGACAACUUUCCAGAAAAGCCUUCCCACGACGUCGAUAGAGCGCUUGGUGAAGGACAAGAUGCCCAAGAAGUCUGGACGCUGGUGGUUUUCCUGGAGGAGAAGAGACAUUGACAAAAACCAACUAACCAACUCUAAGGAGGCACAAGAGGAGCAGCUGGUCAGUGUUUCUUCCACAGUGAAAGCCACACUGGAUGACAUUGAGAGUGAUGAGGUCGCGGGGCUCGGACGGAAAGCAACGCUCGUUUCCAGCGAAUCAACAGACACCCUUAUUGCGACUCAGUGUAUCAGCCAGAUGUACCGCAAAUCCCUCCGCCUGACCUCUAAACAGAUAGAACACUUAAACCUGCGUGAGGGAGCCAACAAGGUGGUGUUCAGCGUGACUACACAAUACCAAGGCACAUGUCGCUGUGAGGCUGCUAUCUACCUGUGGAACUGGGACGACCGGGUCAUCAUAUCAGACAUAGACGGCACCAUCACCAAGUCUGAUGCUCUCGGCCAUAUUCUACCUCAGUUUGGAAAAGACUGGACGCACAAAGGCAUUGCCAAACUCUACCACAAAAUACACCAAAACGGUUAUAAAAUCCUGUAUUGUUCAGCGAGGGCUAUAGGUAUGGCUGCCAUCACAAAGGAGUACCUGCAGUGGGUCAAUGACAGAGGCACUGUGCUUCCUAAAGGCCCUGUACUGCUGGCUCCCAGCAGCCUCUUUUCAGCUCUACACAGAGAGGUGAUUGAGAAGAAGCCAGAGGUGUUUAAAGUUGCUUGUCUCAGUGACAUCAAGGACCUGUUCAGCCAGCAGAAAUGGCCGUUCUACGCCGCCUUCGGCAACAGGACCAACGAUGCUUACGCCUAUAAGCAGGUUGGAGUGCCUGACACCAGGAUAUUUACUGUCAACCCAAAAGGAGAGCUCAUCCAGGAGAAGACCAAAGGCAACAAGUCCUCGUACUGUCACCUCAGUGAACUGGUGGAGCAUUUCUUUCCUGUGCUCUCUGCUGAGGGCAGCCUGUCCUCUGCCUUUGACUAUCCUGAGUACAGCAGUUGCUCCUAUUGGAAGGAUCCUCUGCCAGAACUGGACCUGGAUGCACUACUGUAGAAACAUGCCCACAUUUAACAAAACACACACACAGACACA
Molecule: messenger RNA, 3189 nt
Organism: Limanda limanda (common dab)
Lineage: Eukaryota; Metazoa; Chordata; Actinopteri; Pleuronectiformes; Pleuronectidae
Product: zgc:123305
Exons: 20
Coding region: 97-3150 (1017 amino acids)
Biological process (GO): fatty acid catabolic process; triglyceride biosynthetic process; cellular response to insulin stimulus
Cellular component (GO): nucleus
Molecular function (GO): phosphatidate phosphatase activity; transcription coactivator activity
Source: RefSeq, a predicted model, not a curated record